AUGACAGCACCACCCUCUUCGGACUCUGAUAUUACAGGACCACUUUCUGCUACUGACUUUAACCUAUCAGCACCACUUUUUACAACAGAGUCUCACAAGACAGCACCACUUCCUACUACUGACUCUUACAUGUUAGCACCACUUUCUACUAAAGAGUCUGGUAUUACAGCAACCCAUUCAACUACUGGCUGUAACAUGGCAGCACCACUUUUUACUACAGAGUCUAACAAGACAGCACCACUAUUUACUGCUGAACCUAGUGUGACUGCUUCUUUUUCUAUUGUAGAGUCUAAUAAAACUGGAUCACUUUCUACUGCCAAGAUUGAAACAACAGCACCACUUUCUAGUACUGCAAAUUCUAAAGUGACACCACAUCUUUUAGCAACAGAAUCUACUGUUACAGCACCACUUUCUUCUGCACUAUCUAAUACAGCAGUUCAGCAAACUACCAAAGACCACAUGCGGCUUUCAGCUAAAAAAUGUAGCAGAAAAGAACCUCACACCAUGAUGAUAUCUGGUGCAGCAGACCUACUUCCUGGUACAAGUCCUAAUAACACAGUCCCCUUUUCUUCAGCAGAGCCCAAUGCAGAUACACUGCUUCCAAGUCUAGAUGCUCCUCUAUCUUCUCCAAUGCCUGGUGCAUUGACACCACUUUUUUACUCUGUGCUUGACAGCGCAGCACCACUUUUGAACCCUGAUGGACAAAGUAGCCAUAGCCCUUCUACUGCUGGCAGUAUCAAUAACACCUUUCUUCAACUAAAUACGUCAGUUGGUGAACAAUUGGUGGACAACAUGCUGGACCAAGCCAGACCUGUACCAACAAACACCAAUGGGGUGCUGACCGAUGACAAAGUGACCAGUGAUGUGUUGACCAAUAAUAUGGCAAUCAGCAAAACGAUGACCGAUGGCACAGUUAUGGAAAAAAACAUGGUGGCUGGUGACAGUGGCUGUCCUGGCUCCCAAAGUGACAGCUCACUGACCAUGGCUAUAGCAGAGUCCUAUGAUGGAGAUGGAGAACCCCCAGGCUGUAGGACCUCCUCAGAUGACUGCCUGGAUGAUAUGACCACAGUGGAGUCAGCCAUUCCCUCACCUACACAGUCUGCCUAUGCUGGGUCUAUCAGAGACCUGAAAAGAAUGGCCAACAAGAAGAAGAAAGGGGUUCUCAAGAGGCCUCUACCACUGCAAGAACUGAAUGGUGGAUGUCAGGAGAGUAGGGAUGGGUAUAAGAAGUCGGUUUCAUUUUACUGCCCAGUGGAAGAGGCACAGUCUUCAUUGAGUAGCCAUGACUGUGAUGUAAAGACAGUUGAAUUUAGAUCAAAGAAGCAGGAGACAAAGGGGAAACCAAGGAAAGAGAACUUGAAGCAUAACUGUAUGUCUUCAAAAGCACCAUAUUCCCAGAUAAAGAAAAACACUCCAUUGUUGUUGAGAACACCUAAGGUGUAUGUAAGGUCACUGGAUGUGUUGGUUAACUCCAAUCAAAACAAUAACAACAGGAGUUUAGGGUCAUCUAGAUCUAGCAGUAGAAACACCAAUGAUGCCUCACAAGUUUCUGUAUCAGAAACAGCACCAGGGACACCAACAUCAGCAGCAUCAGUGACAGCAGUGACGACAGCAACAUCUCAAGUAUUAACAACAAUUACAGCAGCAACAGCAUCACAAAGUACCUUAUCAGGGCUACCCUCCAGUUCAGUGAUGACUGGAUCAAACAGUAGAAGCUACACUCAGUCUACUUCCCAAAUAACCACAGGAGAAACAGUAAGGGGUUCACCCUCUCCAGCAGUAUCAGAGAUGUCAGCCUCACCUGCAAGGGUUACCAAUAUGAAGAGUGCCUGCACCCAGACUGUAGAGACAGCUGUGGGUCAGCCUUUACAGCUGCAGUACUUUUGCCUGUGUCCUCGACACGGGUGGGUUCCAGCCACCUCCACCACUGCUACUGCUGCUGCUAGGUCUGAUCCUUUCUUGGUGCCAUCGGCUCAUGCUAACACCCAUACCAGUGGUGGAUCUCUCAAGCUCAAAGGCACUGAGGAUGGCAUGAAAGGAGGAAGCAAAGAGAAAGGGUUUGAAGAAGGUAAAGGUAGUAAGGAACCGGGUGAGAAGUCUGCUGGUGUGAAGAAAAAAGUUUCCAGAGGCAAGAAAAGUGGACAGUCUUCUUCUAAGAGAAGAUUGAUCAAUUUCUUUAAGAGGAAAAGCAAGGUUUCAUCUAUGGACAAGUUGAUGAUUGAAGACACUGGGGCAGCAGUUGGUGGUCAGGCAGUUGCCUGUUCAUGUCCUACACUGACCAGUGGUCAUCCGGAUGAGGCUCCUCCAAGGCUGCAACAGUCCCAUGGUGAUUUGCUAUGGUGUGGGGCUGUACCCUCUUCUACAGCCGUCCACACAGAGAGUUCCGACCGCUUUGUCUCUCCACCGGAUUCCAAGCCGACAUCUACCGGAGCGCCCAGUUCUACCAGCACAGAUCGCCAAGAGCUGCCAGUCAUACCAAGCUCGAGGUCUUCCUCUUCUUCUCUCUCAGAGCUGAUGCACUCUAACCUCAUCUGUCAGCUGGAUGCUGCUUCCCUUGCAGGUUCCUCCUCUCUGUCUGAGCCCCUGUUUCAACAGGCUACUGGCAUGGUCCAUAGUGUUAGCACACAAACCAUACUGCAUGGCUUUGCUUCCUCUCUCCCUGUAGACGUAGACCCUGCCAUGUGCCGCUCUGUGUCUGACUAUCUGCUGGAUGAUUCCAUGGUGAUAGAGAUGAAGAAGUAUACUGAGGAAGAAGAGGAAGGAAGUGAGUGGGACUCGGAGGCUGCUGAUGGAGGGGAAGAACCAACUCAGAUGGAUGAAAUGAAACAGUCAGUGGAAUUCUAUCUCAGUGAGUCUGAAGACAAUAAGAUGGAGGAACAAGAUCAGCCAGCCACCAGGGAUGAAGAAGAGGAUGACAGUGAGUCUUCAGAUGAUGGUGAUAAUGAUACAGAGUGUGGUGCACUGGGAGACUCCACACUGUUAAAAUAUGAACAUCUCAUCCAGCAGGUGAUACAUACAGUGCAGCAAGCUUAA
Messenger RNA from Lingula anatina, 3033 nucleotides. RefSeq lists its product as uncharacterized. The record is from RefSeq and is a predicted model, not a curated record. NCBI's taxonomy places the organism in Eukaryota, Metazoa, Brachiopoda, Lingulata, Lingulida, Lingulidae.